AUGGUUCUGAAACUGCUGAAUCUGACCCUGAAUCUGACCCUGCCUUCUACCACCAUGUCUGAACACUACGUGUACCUCAGCAUCUACACACCUGCCCAUACCCACAAGGGCUCCAACCUGCCUGUGAUGGUAUGGAUCCAUGGUGUUGGGCUUCUGACGGGCAUGGCCUCCAUGUAUAAACGCCUCUCUGGCAGCCUGAUAGUCAUUAUCCAGUACCGCCUGGGUGUGCUGGCCUUCUUCUCAGCAUGGGGUAAGCAUGCAACCGGCAACUGGGGCUACGUGGGCCAAGGGGCUGUGCUAUGUUGGGUUCAGCAGAAUAUCCCCUACUUUGGAGGCGACCCUGGCCGUGUCACCAUUUUUUGUCAAAUCCGCGUGGCAUAACUGUCCUCUCACCUUAUGUCCCUCAUGUCCCAAGGACCCUUCCACUGUGCCAUCGUGGAGAGUGGGAUAGUCCUGAUGUUCAGCUUUAUCACCAGCUCAUCUGAUGUGGACUCCACAAUGGCAGCCAACUGGUCAGCCUGUGGCGAGUUGGCCCUGGUGGACUGCAUGCAGAGCAAGAGUGAAGAGAAGAUUCUGGCCAUCAGCAAGAUCAUCCCCAACGUGAUGGAUGGGACCUUCCUGCCCAGGCAACCCCAAGAGCUGCUGGCCUCUGCUGACUUUCAACCUGUCCCCAAUCUCAGUGGUGUCAACAACGACGAGUACAGUUGGCUCAACCCCUCAGUGAGGCCAAGCCCAAUGCCCUAGAAGGAAAUGGACAGAGAGACCAUGAAAGCUGUUCUACAGAAAAUAUUAGCAAUGAUGAUGUUGCCUCCUGAGUUUGGUAACCUGUUGAUGGAGGAGUACAUGGGAGACAGUAGAGAACCCACACACACACAAGCUCAGUUUCAUGAGAUGAUGGGGGACUCCAUCUUUGUGAUCCCUGCACUCCAAGUAGCAAAUAUUCAACCUCCCGCAGCGCCGCCGCCGCCGCCGCCUCCAGACCCCAGGCUCCCGCCGCCGCCUUCCAUGCUUGGCGGACAGCUCUGGCUGCCUGGGAGCCCCGGGGGACGCGCCAUCCGGCCUCCUGCCAACUGCAGUGAUAGAUCCAGCCGCCUGGCGCGGGGCCAGAUCCCCGGGCGGACGCGAGGGCGCCUGGAGCUGAGUUGGGUGGUUGGGGCAAGCGAGAUGGGGCCUCGCUCCCUGUGA
This is a messenger RNA of Rhinolophus ferrumequinum (greater horseshoe bat), 1185 nucleotides long. It is a transcript of the gene CES2, whose product is annotated as carboxylesterase 2. Gene Ontology annotation, molecular function: carboxylic ester hydrolase activity. NCBI's taxonomy places the organism in Eukaryota, Metazoa, Chordata, Mammalia, Chiroptera, Rhinolophidae. Gene Ontology annotation, cellular component: intracellular membrane-bounded organelle. The record is from RefSeq and is a predicted model, not a curated record.